UUUAUUUCCAACUAUAUAAAGCUCCUCCUCCGUGGACUCCAUUUCCUGCUCACCUUAAACCUUAACCUCUCUCUCUCUCUCUCUCUCUCUCUCUCUCUCUCUCUCUCAUGGGUUCAGACUCGUCUUCCACGGUUCGUCUCAAUAUAGGAGGGAAGAAAUAUUACACUACUGUUGAUACUUUGACUCAACGUGAGCCUAAUUCCAUGCUUGCUACAAUGUUCAGUGGUUGGCAUACUGUGUGUCUAGAUCCUGAAAUGGGAUGUGUAUUUGUUGAUAGGGAUGGAAAACAUUUCCGACACAUCCUUAAUUGGUUAAGGGAUGGUGCUAUUCCCACAUUAAAACACACUCAAUAUUCAGAGCUUUUGCGGGAAGCAGAAUACUAUCAGCUACCAGGACUUGUGGAGGAAAUCAAUGCUGUCUUAAGUAGAAAGGAGGAUGAAGAAGAUUUAACUAAUGAACUGACACGUCAUGAUGUCAUCAAAUGUAUACAGUCAGAAAGAGUUAGAUUUCGGGGUGUUAAACUUUCUGGCCUUGAUCUUUCAAAACUGGAUUUGUCUUAUGUGGACUUCAGCCAUGCUUGUCUUAGAAAUGUAUUCUUCUCGCGUGCAAACCUACAAAGUGCCAAGUUCCGGGAUGUGGAUGCUGAGGGUGCCAUCUUUCAUAAUGCAACUUUGCAAGAAUGUGAAUUUACAGGGGCCAAUCUGCGCGGAGCUUUAUUAGCUGGUGCUAAUCUUAGGAGUGCAAACCUACAAGAUGCUUGUUUAAUCGAUAGUAGUUUCUGCCAGGCCGACCUUCGUUCUGCACACUUACAGAAUGCAGAUCUUACUAAUGCCAAUUUAGAAGGAGCUAUACUAGAAGGAGCCAACUUGAAGGGGGCGAAGUUGAAUAAUACAAAUUUGAGGGGUGCAAACCUUCAGCGAGCUUAUUUACGACAAGUAAACUUGAGAGAUACGAAUUUAGAAGGUGCAAAGCUUGAUGGUGCAAAUUUACUUGGGGCAAUCAGAUAACAACAUUAAAGCAUUAUUAAUAUUUGAAUCCCUUUGAGAUAUGACAACUUUUAUGAUAUCCCUAAAAUACCCUCAUUUACAUCAUCGGACCACCCAUCGGGCCACCCAUCAGACCAUCCAUCGGACUCAUCGGACCAGAUCUGCUACCAAUUUUUUUUUUUUAUGUUUUUGUACAUACAAAAAUGGGCAUUUUACAAAAAUACUGGAUUUGGGUAAUACUUUUCAAUUUUACUGCCACACGGCAGAAUUAACAUUUA
This is a messenger RNA of Cannabis sativa, 1264 nucleotides long. Its product is annotated as FH protein interacting protein FIP2. The transcript has 12 exons. Gene Ontology annotation, biological process: protein homooligomerization. Bases 108 to 1007 code for a protein of 299 amino acids. Gene Ontology annotation, molecular function: protein binding. The record is from RefSeq and is a predicted model, not a curated record. NCBI's taxonomy places the organism in Eukaryota, Viridiplantae, Streptophyta, Magnoliopsida, Rosales, Cannabaceae.